AUGACCCGGGCGGCGUCGGCCUCAUCUGCCGUCCGGCCCUACGUUCCGUAUUCUCAAGUCCCCUUCGGUCUGACGUUCAACGACACCCAAGGCGGGAAGCGUAUCCACCCUUUCCUCCGAGAAGACCUCUGCAUUCAAGUCGUCAACAAGACCCUCGUCCCCGGCGCUCUCAUCAAUGUUGCUCGCUGCUUGAACAACUCGGCCCCCCUCCCUGCCCAGCGAAACCUCUUCAAUCUGACCACACUCAACGUUACUUCCAACUACACCGGCCUCAUCGCUCCCGCCAACCAGACCGAGUUGUGCCUUUCGGGCAAAUGGCACAUCCCCAAAAACGCUACCGAUUAUGCCACACGGGCCGACCGGGAGAUAUCGCUGCAGAAGUGUAAUGCGACCGACCCGAAGCAGAUGUGGCGGUAUGGCGUGGACGCGCGGGUCGUGAACGGGACGGGGAGGGCGUACAAGCUGUCACUGAAUAAUCAAGAGCAAUGCGCGACGGUUCUCCGAGAGCAGUUGGGCUCGGUCACGACGCUCGUGCUGAGCAUGAUGCCGUGUCUAAGCAGUGUCGGGAGUCAACUCUUGGUCGUCGUGAACGGCACCAGUACUCCGAGAGAGAAGCUGCCUGACAUCCCCUUGCCGGGGUGGAACUGA
Messenger RNA from Dioszegia hungarica, 648 nucleotides. RefSeq lists its product as uncharacterized. The record is from RefSeq and is a predicted model, not a curated record. Lineage: Eukaryota; Fungi; Basidiomycota; Tremellomycetes; Tremellales; Bulleribasidiaceae. The coding region runs from base 1 to 648 and encodes 215 amino acids. The transcript has 5 exons.